Messenger RNA from Rubroshorea leprosula, 580 nucleotides. Lineage: Eukaryota; Viridiplantae; Streptophyta; Magnoliopsida; Malvales; Dipterocarpaceae. The record is from the annotation of a GenBank genome assembly.
GUCGUCUCUGCGUUUACCCUUAUCGAGAUCAACAAGGCAAGUAGCAGUAACAGUGAGAGCAGAGAGCAUGGCCACCGAGAAACUGGGAAUCAAGGUUGAGAAGAAUCCUCCCGAGUCCAAGUUGUCUCAACUCGGCGUGAGACAAUGGCCCAAGUGGGGUUGCCCUCCAAGUAAAUUUCCAUGGACAUAUGAGUCUAAGGAGACCUGUUAUCUGCUAAAGGGCAAAGUAAAGGUUUCCCCUGAUGGAACGAAUGAUUUUGUUGAGUUUGGUGCUGGUGACUUGGUUGAGUUCCCAAAAGGAAUGAGUUGCACUUGGGAUGUUUCAGUGGCCGUGGACAAGCACUACAAAUUUGAUUGACGGUAUCACCUAGGUCUUUAGUCCCCUUUUCUACAAUUAAAUAAAUGCAUGAAUUAUGAGAAUAUGUAUCAUUUGAACUUGGUUUAAUUACAAAAUCUCUGAGCUAGCUUCUUGAAUUUUGUUGACUAAAUUUCUCUUUUAUUCUCUCGACAUACAUCUAUAUCCUGUCUGCGAGUGUCGACAGGUUCUGAGAAAUGGUAUGCACAGGUUGAGCUAAAAGUA